GGGAGCGUCCUGCCGCUGGCUCGCCGCCCCCAGCCCGGCGGGGCGAUGCCUCUGCGGCCCGCCGGGGCCCGGGGGGAGGGGAGGUGACGCGCCGCGCCGCGGCCCGGCCCGGCCCGGCCCGGCCCGAGAGCGGGGCCCAUGGCCAGAAUCAGCAUUUCCUGCCUGUGCCCAGCAUCAUGGCAUUUCACUGUGCCCCUGGUGAGCCUAUGUCCUCGUCAGCGACUGGCCCUGCUGGGACUCUUUCUUGGAGUCUGUCUCCUGCUACUCAUGGCAGCCACAGAUCUGCGCAAUUGGGGUUCCUCUUCCCCCCCAGACAAGCAGUUUGAGAGGUACCUGGCACGGGUGGGAGACCUGGAAGCUACAGACACAGAGGACUCAACGCUGAACUAUGGGAUUGUUGUUGAUUGUGGGAGCAGCGGCUCCCGGGUCUUUGUGUAUUUCUGGCCACCGCACAAUGGGAACCCUCAUGACCUGUUGGAUGUCAAGCAGAUGAGAGACCGGAGCAGCCAGCCCGUUGUCAAGAAAAUCAAACCAGGGAUCUCCGUGCUGGCAACAACUCCUGACCAAGCGAGUCACUACAUGCGCCCGCUGCUUAGCUUUGCUGCAGCUCAUGUGCCGGUAACAAAGCACAAAGAGACUCCGCUCUACAUCCUGUGCACGGCGGGCAUGAGGCUGCUGUCUGAGAGACAGCAGGGUGCGAUCUUGGAGGACUUGGUGAGGAAUGUGCCCCUGGAGUUUGAUUUCCUCUUCUCCGAGUCGCAAGCAGAAGUGAUCUCAGGGAAGCAGGAAGGGGUCUAUGCCUGGAUUGGGAUCAACUUUGUCCUGGGGAGAUUUGAUCACGAGGAGGAGGAGGAUGCGAUGAUCACUGUGGCCCUGGGGGGUCAGGCAGAGUCCCUGGUGCGGAAGCGGACCGUGGGGAUCCUGGACAUGGGCGGUGCCUCUCUGCAAAUUGCCUACGAAGUGCCCAGCAUGGAGACCUUCUCCUCCCCACAGCAGGAGGAGGCUGCCAAGAGUCUGCUGGCGGAGUUCAACCUGGGCUGUGAUGUGCAGCACACAGAGCAUGUGUACCGUGUCUACGUCAGCACCUUCCUGGGCUUUGGGGGCAACUUUGCACGGCAGCGCUACGAGGAGCUUAUGCUGAACCAGACCCAUGCCCACAACAGGCUGCAGGGCCAGCAGACGGGGACAAGUGCCGAGACACCCUUUCUGGAUCCCUGCCUGCCUGUGGGGCUCGAGGACACAGUAGAAAGGGGUGGCCAGACCCUGCAUAUCCGAGGGCGAGGAGACUGGCAGGCCUGUGCACAGCUGCUGCACCCUCUGCUGGCAGGGGUCAAUGGCAGCCAGGCCUCCCUGUCCCACACUUACCAGGCGCCCAUUGACUUCAACAACAGUGAGUUCUACGGCUUCUCUGAGUUCUUCUACUGUACUGAGGAUGUGCUGCGUCUUGGGGGCCGCUACCGUGCACCCAGCUUCACCCACGCUGCUCAGGAUUACUGCAGCCUGAGCUGGUCAGUGCUGACUCAACGGUUCCAAGAGGGCCUGUACUCACCACACGCAGACCAGCAUCGGGUCAAGUAUCAGUGCUUUAAAUCUGCCUGGAUGUACCAAGUCCUUCAUGAGGGUUUCCACUUUCCCCUGGAUUACUCCAGCCUGCACACAGCCCAGCUGGUGUAUGACCGUGAGGUGCAGUGGACCCUGGGAGCCAUUCUCUAUAAAACACGGUUUCUGCCACUCAGGGAUCUCCGGCAGGAGAGCAGCCGGCAGGCCCACAGCCCCUGGCUCCGCCUCUCCUUCGUUUACAAUCACUAUCUCUUCUUUGUCUGCAUCCUGGUGGUGCUGCUGGCCAUCAUCCUCUACCUACUGCGGCUGCGCCACAUUCACAGACGCCAGCUGCAUUCAGCUCCGCUCAACCUGCUGUGGCUGGAAGAGGUGGUGCUGUUGCCAGGCCAGGAACUGGGGCCUUAACGCUGCCACAGCCCAGGAAUCUGUCUGAGCCACAAUUCAACCUGCUUCUAGGUUCCAGUUCCAGCAUCCGAAGUGGAACCUAGGCUGGAUGACAAGUGCCCAAAGCCUCCUGUCAGGAGGUCCAUCAUCAUCUCCUAGAGCCAGGACCAGAGUCUGACAGGUCCCGAGCAGCACAGGACAUGGCUCUGGUGCUUGUAUUUCUGACAAACAAAGGCCUGGAGGGACUUCCUGCUGAGGCAGGAGAGGCGAUACCCACUAAGAGGUGGCAUCAGCAAGGCAGAGCUAGCACUUCCUACUCAUGGAAGUGUGAAGGCAGCACAGUUGUAGCAUUUCCUCUGAUCUGCUAUCUUGCAAACCUAUGGAACUCACUGCAAUAAGAUAUCAGUGAGGCCCAGAGUUGGUAGAAUUCAGAGCAUGACUAGACACUUGAAGGACCAACAAGCACAGCGCUGUUCCCUCUGGAAAGUCAAUCCUAAAGGACUUACAGGUGCCUAAGCCAGCUUCUGCCUGCAAAGGAGCAGGGAGCCCUAGCCCCUAAGUCUCUGUCCUUCUGCCCUGUUGGGGACACAGAGGAGCCCCUGCCCCUCCUGUCUUCACAGACAGGCUGCAGCCUUUGCUCAGUUUUUCUCUCCAAGCGGACGGGACUGGGACCUGGAACCUUGGCCCUGGCUUUAUGUUCAGGCUGUGCCUGCAGCAGUCAGAGAAUUGGCUGGAGCUGGCCAGCCAGCAUGAUGUGCUUCCUUGGCUCCAGGGAGUUGAUGUGACAGCUUGGCCUGUAGUGCCCAAAGGGCGAGAGUCCCUCACCCCAUCUUCACAGAAGGAGAGGGGUUUGACCCAGCACAAAGGGCUGAGCAGCAGUGAGUCUGUUUCCAUUGAUGUGUCCUGUUCCCAAGCAAUGGGGUGCCUCAUGGUCCAUAGGGCAUAAUACCCCAGUCUGAGCUAUGGGGUCUCUCAAUUUCAGACAGGGGCAGCACUUGGAAACUGCGUAAUUCUGUGCUGAACUGGGUUGCUUCUCCUAGAAGCUGGUUGAAUGAACGUUCUCCCUAUGCCCCCAUCCCAGUCUCAGGGCUUUAAGCCUCUCUUCAGCCCAUCUGUUUGGGUCUGUGCACCUCUUCACCAAUGCUGCAUCCCCGCAGCUCUCACCCUAAGGAGGGGCGCUCUGUUAUCUCAGAUGGAUUACAUUUGACGUCUUGUAAGGGCUGAUAAGACACUGGCCGCAGCAACAGGCCUGGAAGGGCCAAUAGCUUGUUCUCUGGAAAGGGAGGCAGUACUUGUCCAUGGGUGGGCAGGGGCCUUCCUCAUUCCAACCCUAUCCCAAGCUCAUUUGCUGCCAAAUCAUUUUCCCUACCAAGGGCAGCAAUCCCUCCCCCAGCCAGUGCUGGCUCAACUUGGCCAAGAACCCCUGCUGUAACCUGCCUCCCCUGGCUCCAGAGGUUAGCGCGGGAAUUCUUUUGGCCAGGACUGCACUGGGUCUCUGCAGGGGUUGAGUCUUCCCCCACAGCCAAGUCCAUGUCUUCAGCCUCCAGGCCCUGCAGAGACUUCUUUAUAGUGCAGAUGGUCAAGGGUGGAGCAUGUUGGUGCACAUCUUCCUCUGCCAUGACUGGCAGCUUUUUUCUCCAGCCUAGGGGUCUUCCCCAAGACCGCUGAGCUGCCAGCUUUCUAUCAGAGCUGCCUCCAGACAUGAAAGCUGCUGUGGGUGAGCAGGUCCAUUAUAGCCACUGAGUGGGGCAGAUCUCCCCUGCUACACAACCCCUAUCUUUGUGUACAGGUGGUAGAGUUCCCCUUGGUGAGCUGGAGGCUGCUCCUGGCAGAAACCACCAGAAGCUAAGACAUCCUAGACUACAACUGGGGUGAUUGGGUAGAUCCCCAAGUGCUUGGUCAGUGCAUGGGGCUUUCCACCCUGUGCAUACUGCUGGGGGAGGCCUUGUUGCCCACCUCUUAAGUUUUCUUGAGUGGGUCCUGCAAGAGGGUGCUCCCUGCCCAUCCCAGGCCCUCUGGACCUUUUCCUUGGGCCUCCCCCUGACCCAGUAAUCUGAGCUGGCUGCAUGUGAUGCAGCCAGUUCAAUUUCAAACCAUGCCAAGGGAACAACUAUAUAUGCUUGUGCUCCACAUGUUUCACUUCCACACCCUUGUGUCCUGCCCUGAUAUCAAGUGGUGGGACUACCUGUAGAGAGGGUGAGGAACCCCAGUGGGCCAGCCUCUAUUCCACACUGGUCUCACAGCCCCCCAGGGAUACCGAGACCUCCUGGCCCUGGACAAAGUGGCCAUGUACAUCACCAGCAGGAUGCUGGAUGAGGGGAUGCUCUAUGACUGGGACCUAUUUCUGGUCCUCCCUGGUCUCAUGCAUCCAGGCAGCACCCACUGGCUCCCUAGACAGGUUUGAGAUGCUGUGGGGGGGCUGUCUAGGGUUCUCUGCUCAGUGUUCCCAUCUAGAACUCCACUCCCAUCCUGUUAUUCCUUAGUUAUCCCCUGUAUUCCUUUAGAUCCUUGGUCCAGUGGUCCCUCUCAGAAGGCUGAGGGAGGGGCCUUUAGACACAAGUGGUCUUGCAUCCAUGUGCCACCUGGAAAUUCCAAUAAGGCCUCCCCUCCUUGAGCUAGGCCAUACAUCCACUGUUUGAGCCCCCUUGGAUUACUUGAACCCCAACUGCUCCAGUUAUUAGAACAAUAAAUCUAUUGACCACCCA
This is a messenger RNA of Dermochelys coriacea (leatherback sea turtle), 4649 nucleotides long. It is a transcript of the gene ENTPD7, whose product is annotated as ectonucleoside triphosphate diphosphohydrolase 7. Gene Ontology annotation, molecular function: nucleoside diphosphate phosphatase activity. Gene Ontology annotation, cellular component: membrane. Gene Ontology annotation, biological process: nucleoside diphosphate catabolic process. The transcript is spliced from 12 exons. The record is from RefSeq and is a predicted model, not a curated record. NCBI's taxonomy places the organism in Eukaryota, Metazoa, Chordata, Testudines, Dermochelyidae. The coding region runs from base 139 to 1965 and encodes 608 amino acids.